This is a messenger RNA of Striga asiatica, 735 nucleotides long. NCBI's taxonomy places the organism in Eukaryota, Viridiplantae, Streptophyta, Magnoliopsida, Lamiales, Orobanchaceae. The record is from the annotation of a GenBank genome assembly.
AUGUCAGCGGAUACGCGCACCGCAACUGCCUGCAUCAUCUUGGGACCUGCGCGGUUCUCGAACCCCAUGUCCCUCGCUAUGAAACCGUCCCCCUCAAUCGCUAAUGUUUCGUAUCCCCCUACGAAGCUCUUGUCCCCGACAAUCCUUGUCUUGGUGGGGCCGUCCCCGAGAAACAUUACGGACCACGUUGUCCUGUUCACAGUAACAAGGGCUUCGUUAACCGUUUUGUAUUUACCCGAUCCAUCUUUCGCUACCACCACGUUCGGGCGGAUGCUCUUGGCCCCGGCGGCCUCCAAAAGCCUACGACGACCUCCAUUAGUUUUGCCUCUCCUACGACCACCAGCUGGCGCUAGGAACUCUGUUAGCUCAUUUGCUAUUGCGAGCCCGUUUAUCGUGAGCUCGCGCGAUAUUUUCAGAAGCUUCUCCAUGUUCUUGCUUGCUUCGCCGUUUAUGCCCUCGAAACAAUCCAUGCACGUGUCUUGGUACGUGAGGGCGCCCGUGAGCCAGGCGAAAAUCGUCGGUCGUGUCGAACAGGGCUCCGAAUCGAUUGACGGUCUGUUGGAGAUCGUAAAUGGAGUCGUCCAGAAGCUUACUGCACGUCUUGUAGGCGCCAGCUGUGCGUGGGUCCUUGGCAGCCUCUUGAAGAGGGGUCGUUUGGCUGAUCACGCGUUUGAGUUCUUGAAUGGCUGUUUGGAAGCCUGCCUCGAUGAGGGCUUUUGGGUCGGAGGCAUUUGA